This is a messenger RNA of Didymodactylos carnosus, 1671 nucleotides long. NCBI's taxonomy places the organism in Eukaryota, Metazoa, Rotifera, Eurotatoria, Philodinida, Philodinidae. The record is from the annotation of a GenBank genome assembly.
AUGACUUCACUAUUAGAACAUCUUCCCAAUGAAAUUCUUCUUGAUAUUUUUCAAUAUUUAAGUCCACGAAUAUUAUUUCAAUGUAUCUAUAAUUUAAAUUUUCGUUUUAAUCAAUUAAUUCAUGUUUUAAAAGUACCAAUUGAUAUUGGAAAUAUUUUAUCAAAACGUUUAUUUAAUCAAUAUUGUACAUGUGUUAUACCAAAAUGUUUAUCUCAAAUUAUUUCAUUAAAAUUAUCCGAUACUUAUGAUCGUAUUACACAAUUUCAAAAAUUAUUUCAAAUUGAUUUAUAUAUUAAUCUUCGUUUACUUGUUAUGCGUGAUCCAACUCAAGAUAAUUUACAAUUAAUUUUAGAAAAAUUAUCAAAAUUAAAAUAUCUUGAACAAUUACAAAUAAUAUCAUUAGGUCGUGAUAAACUUGAUCUAAGACAAUGUUCAAAAAUUUUAGUAGAAUCAAUAUUUUGUAAUUAUGAAAUGAUAAAAUUAAGAUUAGUAAAAUUAGCAUUUUAUGAUUCAAUUUUACUUGAAGGUAUUCAAAUAAGUAAUAUUGAAUAUUUAAAUAUGAGUGGAUGUUAUAUAAAUGAAUUUGUUAUUUUAUUAAAACAUUUACCAAAACUUAAACGUUUAAUUAUUCAUGUAUAUAAUCGACGAAAUUUUGAUGAUCCAAUUGAUUAUCAAAUAUAUGAAAAUAUUGGACAAUAUGUUCCAUAUUUAACAAAUUUAGAAUUAAAUGUAACACAUACACAAUUUGAUGAAACUGAACAGUUAUUAAAAAAUAUUCCACAAUUGAAAAAAUUAGCAUUUUCAGCAAUGUUAAUUUCAUAUGCCGAUGGUAUUCGUUGGGAAAAAUUGAUUGUCUCAUUUCUACCAUUAUUAGAACAGUUUAAUUAUAAACAUUCGUCUCCAAAUGAAUUUUUAUUGUAUACAAUACCGCGUCCAAAAGGUAGUUUUAAAACACAAUUAUAUGAAAUAGAAACAAAAUCAACAGCAACAUCAAUUACAAUGGAAAAAGCAUAUAAAAAAAUUGAUUCAUUAAAUAUAACAUUAAAUGAUUCUAAUUUACCAUUAAUUUUACGUCAAUUUUCAGACGCCGUUGAUCGCGUAAGAAAUGUCAAAUCGUUAUCCCUAUAUAGUCGUUUAACGUCUUAUGAUAAUAGUUCAGCAAUUCUCCAUGAUCUACCUAAACUUAUUCCAUUAGCAAAUUUAAAACAUUUAUAUCUUUACGAUAAAUUGUAUCCUAAAUCAUUGGAAUUAUUAUUGAAAGGAGCGUCCAAUUUAAGUUCUUUAUCAAUACAAUAUGAUGCUCUAUUACGAAUAACAGAUUAUUUUACAAAUAAUGAACUGUGUUCUAUUUUAACAAAAAACAUUACCAGUUUAACACUUCAUAUUGUUGGGGAUGAGCGAAUCAAUAUAAAAAUAUUAAAAAAAAUGUAUGUAUUUGAAAAUUUACGCUAUUUAACGAUUGAGUUGAAUAAUAUUAGUGAUAUCUAUAUUUUAUUAUCGUUAUUAUUAAGAAAAAUGAAAAAUUUUUUUGAUGUCAUCAUAUUACUAAAAACAGGAAGUUUUAGUGAAGAUUUUCAAUUUUGGUUAAUAGAUUAUUUUAAGAUUCAAUAUUUUUUAGAGGUUGGUAUUGAAUACAAUAAUGCUCACACUCGUUUACUGAUAUCUUGCUAA